Pyricularia oryzae 70-15 is the source of this 1271-nucleotide messenger RNA. RefSeq lists its product as uncharacterized. The transcript is spliced from 2 exons. Gene Ontology annotation, cellular component: preribosome, large subunit precursor. The record is from RefSeq and is a predicted model, not a curated record. Lineage: Eukaryota; Fungi; Ascomycota; Sordariomycetes; Magnaporthales; Pyriculariaceae. Gene Ontology annotation, biological process: ribosomal large subunit biogenesis. The coding region runs from base 240 to 1172 and encodes 310 amino acids.
UUGACCAAUGGGCAAGAAAUAGCUUCUCGAUCAACAUUUGCAAUUGAUGUGAGAUGUGAUCCUAAGAAAAGCACUAUAAAGUCCACGGGAAGAUUCACCAUUAACCAAAAAGAAUUCAUUGAUAUCCAUCAAACACAUAACAGAGCUCCCUAGCAAAAAGAAACCGAAACCACAACUACACACUACCUGCAACUUUAGCUUCGCCCAACAAAACCAAACUCCUCUCCCAACCUCUGACAAUGGUCGGCGGCGGCACAACCGGCAGCGGCAGCGGCAGCGGCGCAAGCAGCCCGUCGCUGUCUUCAACCACCUCACCCACCGACACUCUCGUCUUCAACCACGAGCAGUGCCUAUUCUGCAACAAGCUCCAGGGGAAUUUCGAGGCCAACAUGGCUCACAUGCGACUGGCGCACGGGCUCAUGAUCCCAGCCACGGAUCGCCUGGCCGUCGAUCUCGAGACGCUCUUUUCAUAUCUGCACCUCGUGGUCUCGGGCUACAACGAGUGCCUGUGCUGCGGCACCCAACGCAACACGACAGAGGCCGCCCAGCAACACAUGAUGGACAAGGGCCACUGCCGAUUCGACAUAGCCGACGGCUCCGAGUAUGCCGACUUCUACGACUCGUCCACCGACUCUGAGGCGGAAAGCGACGCCGAAGGGGCUGACGACGACGACAACACCAAGACGCCGCACUUCAAGACUGAAAACGCGGCGGCCGACCCGGACGAGAAGUGGCUCCGUCUGCCCUCGGGCCGCGUCAUCCACAACCGCGCCGGGCCAGCAGCCAGCUCCCGCUCCCGACGGACGCGGACGCGCUCAACGGACCAGACCCCCGCGGUGCUGCAGGGCGGGCGCGACGACCGGGAAUCGCAGGCGCCGCGGGGGUCGACGGGCGGCGCAUUGGAGAGCGGCAGGCUGGCGCUGUCCAAGGCGGACAGGCGCGUCGACGUCAUUGAUAGGCGGUUUGCCGACCUGCGCUCCGGCGACCAGCUCGCGCUCGCGCACCUGGGGCCGGCGGAGCGGCGGGCGGUGGUGGCGAUGCGGCAGAGGGAGACGGAGAGGGUGGGCAGGGUCGAGAGCAGGUACCGGCUGCGGGUGGAGGGGCUGGGGAACGUGUUUUUGAUGACGCAUUUCCGGAAGGAUGCGGCGGACAAGAGGACUUUGUAUAGGUGAUGUUGUAAAUUGUAAAUUGUGUUUUUCUGUUAGUUUGGACAGUUUUACUCUCAGUGUUUCUCCAUGUCAAUGUAGCCAGGUGAAUCAAGGAAGAAGUGC